GGGACCGGGGCUGGGCAGCUCCGUCACUGAGCCCCCCGUUCCUUCCCGGAUAGAACAGAGAGAAUCCCGGAGCGGUGUGCGUGGGGAGAAACUUCAGGAUCAUCCAGUGCCACCCCUGCCAGCUUCCACUGCCCUUGGACACUGCCAGGGAUGUGCAACCUGUGCCAGGGCCUCCCCACCCUCACAGGGCACAGUUCCUCCCCAAUAUUCCAUCUAACCCUGGCCUCUGGCAGUCUGAAGCCAUUCCUCCUUGUCCAUCCAUGCUCCUUGUCUGAACUAUUUACCAACAAGAUUAAAAAUGCUGGCAGUUAUUUCCUUUUUCUUUUGCCCAGGCUGCAAGCGCACGUGCAAAAAUAUGGGAAAAAAAAAUAGGAUUUGGGAGAGGCAAAUGUGCGGAAUGUCAAUGAAAUAUUUAUUGCUUCUGCUAACAGGUUUUUCCUGCAUCUGGGAAUUAGGACUCUGGGUGGUUAAUGGAAGGAAUCAGCAUGUGGGAAUCUGGUUCCUGCUGUUCCCAGGAAAGGUGAUGCAUCUGCAAGGUAAGAAUGUUGUCCUAAAGCCUGCAGCUUUCCAUGGACUUGAGAUAUUUCAGUGUUGAGGGUCUUCCUGUUAACGCCUCUGGCAUGGGAGUGAAAAAAUCAUGAGGAGCAUUAAAAAUCCGUGGAGUCUUACAGGAUUUUCAGGCCAAACACGACGUCUCGUGGCUGAGCUGAAGCCACAGCCCCCUGAUGGCUCCUGGAGGGAGCAGUGACAGGAAAAAUCUUUUUUUCUGCAGUCUGCUCCAGUGGUUUCCAGCUCAGCAGAGCCCUGAAGGUGCCACCAUCCCAUGGCUGCUCCAUGGCACGUGUGAAACGGCUCCAAAGGGUCCCAAAGCUGCACCCCAGGGAGAUCCAAGUGCUCACAUGCUGCUACUCGGAGGUUUUAGCAGAAAUCAGUGGGAGCAUUUUCAGGCCUCUCCCUGCACUUGGUGGGAUUUCUGGGCGCUGUUGGGUGGAGUUUUUUUGUGGCGUCGGCGUUUUCUGCCUCGGACACACGGUGGCGAUGGGAAUCGCCUUUUCCUGCAGAGCUUGGGGCUUGCUCGGUAACCACAGGCGGUGUGUGCCCCCGGGAAUGGAAAAUGAACCAUUUCUGUUCAAUCCCAAAUAACCGCUGACAUUUCCCAGAGAAUCCAGAACGCUUUCUCAUAAGCGCUGAUGUUAUGUAAAUGAAGAUGUUUAUGUUGAAAACAAGAGCCAAUGGAGCCUCGAGGGCUGGUGUUUUGCUUUACAAAGUGAUCUGACCUUUCUCUCUGUUCCUUGGCUGCCAGGACACAAGUGGUGCCAGGCUGGCAGUGUCACCGACCCCCUCACCCGGGAUGAUCUCUCCUGUGUUUGCACUGGGGAUGUCAUCAGAGCCUGGUCAGGAGAGGUGGAACCAGCACUUGGCAUCACGAGAGUUCGUUUUGGAAGUGGCUCAGUGCUCAGAUUGCACGGAUAUCAGGAGUGUUGAGAGCCCAGUUUGGGGGAGCCAUGGAGGAAUCUUCCGGAGCCAGCAAAGGCGCGGACGCUCCCUCGCGCUUCAUCAUCGGCUCCGUGUCCGAGGACAACUCGGAGGAUGAGACCAGCUCCUUGGUGAAGCUGGAUCUGCUGGAGGAGAAGGAGAGGUCUUUGUCCCCUGCGUCCGUCUGCUCCGAUUCCCUCUCGGACCUGGGGCUUCCCAGUGCUCAGGAAGGCCCGGCCAGCCAUAUGAGGCCCAGCAUGUCGGGUUUGCACCUUGUCAAGCAAGGCCGGGACAGGAAGAAGGUGGAUGUGCAGCGAGAUUUCACCGUGGCCUCUCCAGCAGAGUUUGUUACUCGUUUUGGAGGCAAUAAAGUUAUUGAAAAGGUCCUGAUAGCAAAUAAUGGCAUUGCAGCAGUGAAGUGCAUGAGGUCCAUCCGGCGCUGGUCCUACGAGAUGUUCAGGAACGAGAGGGCCAUCAGGUUCGUGGUCAUGGUCACCCCUGAGGACCUGAAAGCCAACGCAGAGUACAUUAAAAUGGCAGAUCACUACGUGCCCGUCCCGGGAGGACCCAACAACAACAACUAUGCAAACGUGGAGCUCAUCCUGGACAUCGCCAAGAGGAUCCCAGUGCAGGCUGUGUGGGCUGGCUGGGGCCAUGCAUCAGAGAACCCCAAACUGCCAGAACUUCUCCACAAAAACGGGAUUGCUUUCAUGGGUCCUCCCAGCCAAGCCAUGUGGGCCUUGGGAGAUAAAAUUGCUUCUUCCAUCGUUGCUCAGACUGCUGGCAUUCCAACUCUUCCUUGGAGUGGCAGUGGCCUCCGAGUGGACUGGCAGGAGAACGACCUCCAGAAGCGCAUCCUGAGCGUCCCUCCGGAGCUCUACGAGAAGGGCUACGUGCGGGACGCCGACGACGGACUGCGGGCUGCUGAGGAGGUUGGCUACCCUGUCAUGAUCAAGGCUUCUGAAGGAGGAGGAGGAAAAGGAAUCAGGAAAGUGAACAAUGCAGAUGACUUCCCCAAUCUGUUCAGACAGGUUCAAACUGAAGUCCCAGGCUCUCCCAUCUUCGUGAUGAGGCUGGCCAAACAGUCCAGGCACCUGGAGGUGCAGAUCCUGGCGGACCAGUACGGCAACGCCAUCUCCCUCUUCGGCCGCGACUGCUCCGUGCAGCGCCGGCACCAGAAGAUCAUCGAGGAGGCUCCAGCCUCCAUUGCAACCUCAACGGUGUUUGAGCACAUGGAGCAGUGCGCAGUGAAGCUGGCCAAAAUGGUGGGGUACGUGAGUGCAGGUACUGUGGAGUACCUGUACAGCCAGGACGGCAGCUUCUACUUCCUGGAGCUGAACCCACGCCUGCAGGUGGAGCAUCCCUGCACUGAGAUGGUGGCAGACGUCAACCUGCCCGCAGCACAGCUCCAGAUUGCCAUGGGGAUCCCCCUGCACAGGAUCAAGGAUAUCAGGGUGAUGUAUGGGGUUUCUCCCUGGGGAGACACAACCAUUGAUUUUGAGAACUCAGCCCACGUCCCCAGCCCCCGUGGCCAUGUCAUCGCUGCCCGGAUCACCAGUGAGAAUCCUGAUGAGGGGUUUAAGCCCAGUUCUGGCACAGUUCAGGAGCUGAAUUUCCGCAGCAAUAAGAAUGUCUGGGGCUAUUUCAGUGUGGCUGCUGCAGGGGGGCUCCAUGAAUUUGCUGAUUCCCAGUUUGGUCACUGCUUCUCCUGGGGAGAGAACCGUGAAGAAGCCAUCUCAAACAUGGUGGUGGCUCUGAAGGAGCUGUCCAUCCGAGGGGACUUCAGGACCACUGUGGAAUACUUGAUCAAGCUGCUGGAGACGGAGAGCUUCCAGCAGAACCGCAUCGACACGGGCUGGCUGGACCGGCUCAUCGCUGAGAAAGUGCAGGCUGAGAGGCCUGACACCAUGCUGGGGGUGGUGUGUGGGGCUCUGCACGUGGCUGACGUGAGCUUCCGAAACAGCGUCUCCAACUUCCUGCACUCCCUGGAAAGGGGCCAAGUCCUGCCUGCUCACACUCUGCUCAACACGGUGGACGUGGAGCUGAUCUACGAGGGACGGAAGUACGUGCUGAAGGUGACCAGGCAGUCUCCCAAUUCCUACGUGGUGAUCAUGAACAGCUCCUGCGUGGAAGUCGACGUGCAUCGCCUGAGUGACGGGGGGCUGCUCCUCUCCUACGAUGGCAGCAGCUACACCACCUACAUGAAAGAAGAAGUGGACAGGUAUCGCAUCACCAUUGGGAACAAGACCUGUGUGUUUGAGAAGGAGAAUGAUCCCUCCAUCCUGCGCUCGCCCUCCGCUGGGAAGCUGAUCCAGUAUGUGGUGGAGGAUGGGGGACACGUGUUUGCAGGCCAGUGCUUUGCAGAAAUUGAGGUGAUGAAAAUGGUGAUGACGAUAACAGCAGGAGAAUCAGGCUGCAUCCACUAUGUCAAGCGCCCAGGGGCAGUCCUGGAUCCAGGCUGUGUGAUUGCCAAGCUGCAGCUGGAUGAUCCCAGCAGGGUUCAGCAGGCUGAGCUGCACACGGGUACCCUGCCCCAGAUCCAGAGCACAGCGCUGCGGGGCGAGAAGCUCCAUCGCAUCUUCCACUACGUGCUGGACAACCUGGUCAACGUGAUGAAUGGGUACUGCCUGCCAGAGCCCUUCUUCAGCAGCAAGGUGAAGGGCUGGGUUGAGCGAUUAAUGAAGACCCUGAGGGAUCCAUCUUUGCCCCUGCUGGAGCUUCAGGACAUCAUGACCAGUGUUUCUGGGCGGAUACCACCCAAUGUAGAGAAGUCCAUCAAGAAGGAGAUGGCCCAGUAUGCCAGCAACAUCACCUCGGUCCUCUGCCAGUUUCCCAGCCAGCAGAUUGCCAACAUCCUGGACAGCCACGCGGCCACCCUGAACCGCAAGUCGGAGCGCGAGGUUUUCUUCAUGAACACCCAGAGCAUCGUGCAGCUCGUGCAGAGGUACCGCAGUGGCAUUCGGGGCCACAUGAAGGCCGUGGUGAUGGAUCUGCUCCGGCAGUACCUGAAGGUGGAGACUCAGUUCCAGCACGGUCACUAUGACAAGUGUGUCUUCACCCUUCGUGAGGAGAACAAGAGUGACAUGAACGCAGUGCUGAACUACAUCUUCUCCCACGCCCAGGUCACCAAGAAGAACCUGCUGGUUACAAUGCUCAUUGACCAGCUCUGUGGCCGUGACCCCACCUUGACAGACGAGCUGAUCAAUAUCCUGACGGAGCUGACCCAGCUCAGCAAGACGACCAACGCCAAGGUGGCCCUGCGAGCGCGGCAGGUUCUCAUUGCUUCCCACCUGCCCUCCUACGAGCUGCGUCACAACCAGGUGGAGUCCAUCUUCCUGUCGGCCAUCGACAUGUACGGCCACCAGUUCUGCAUUGAGAACCUGCAGAAACUCAUUUUGUCUGAGACAUCCAUCUUUGAUGUGCUUCCCAACUUCUUCUACCACAGUAACCAGGUGGUGAGAAUGGCAGCUUUGGAGGUGUACGUGAGGAGAGCCUACAUUGCCUACGAGCUGAACAGCGUGCAGCACCGCCAGCUGAAGGACAACACCUGCGUGGUGGAGUUCCAGUUCAUGCUGCCCACCUCCCACCCCAACAGAGGGAACAUCCCCACGCUAAACAGGAUGUCCUUCUCCUCCAACCUCAACCACUACGGGAUGGCACACGUGGCCAGCGUGAGCGACGUGCUGCUGGACAACUCCUUCACGCCGCCGUGCCAGCGCAUGGGCGGGAUGGUCUCCUUCCGCACCUUCGAGGACUUUGUCAGGAUCUUUGAUGAAGUCAUGGGAUGCUUCUGCGACUCUCCCCCGCAGAGCCCGACGUUCCCCGAGGCCGGCCACGCUUCCCUCUAUGAUGAAGACAAGAGUGCCCGGGAGGAGCCCAUCCACAUCCUCAACGUGGCCAUCAAAACCGACGGCGACGUGGACGACGACGGCCUGGCUGCCAUGUUCAGGGAGUUCACCCAGAGCAAGAAAUCAGUCCUGAUUGAGCAUGGCAUUCGGAGGCUGACUUUCCUUGUAGCACAAAAGAGGGAAUUCCCAAAGUUCUUCACCUUCCGUGCCCGGGAUAAGUUCGAGGAGGACAGGAUUUACCGGCACCUGGAGCCAGCCCUGGCCUUCCAGCUGGAGCUGAACCGCAUGAGGAACUUCGACCUCACGGCCAUCCCCUGUGCCAACCACAAGAUGCACCUCUACCUGGGGGCUGCCAAGGUGGAGGUGGGCACUGAGGUGACAGACUACAGGUUCUUCGUCAGGGCCAUCAUAAGGCACUCGGACCUGGUGACCAAGGAAGCCUCCUUUGAGUACCUGCAAAACGAGGGCGAGCGUUUGCUGCUGGAGGCCAUGGAUGAGCUGGAGGUGGCCUUCAACAACACCAACGUGCGCACGGACUGCAACCACAUCUUCCUCAACUUCGUGCCCACCGUCAUCAUGGACCCCUCCAAGAUCGAGGAGUCGGUGCGCUCCAUGGUGAUGCGCUACGGCAGCCGCCUCUGGAAGCUGCGCGUGCUGCAGGCCGAGCUGAAGAUCAACAUCCGCCUGACGCCCACGGGGAAGGCCAUCCCCAUCCGCCUCUUCCUCACCAACGAGUCGGGCUACUACCUGGACAUCAGCCUCUACAAGGAGGUGACGGACUCCAGGACGGCACAGAUCAUGUUCCAGGCGUAUGGAGACAAGCAGGGACCGCUCCAUGGGAUGCUGAUCAACACUCCCUACGUGACCAAAGACCUGCUGCAGUCCAAGAGGUUCCAGGCACAGACUUUAGGGACAUCCUAUGUCUAUGACAUUCCUGAGAUGUUCAGGCAGUCGCUGAUCAAGCUGUGGAACUCCAUGAACGAGCACGCCUUCCUGCCACCAACGCCGCUGCCCUCGGACAUCCUGACCUACACGGAGCUGGUGCUGGAUGACCAGGGCCAGCUGGUGCACAUGAACAGGCUGCCAGGAGGAAAUGAGAUCGGCAUGGUGGCCUGGAAGAUGACGCUGAAGACGCCGGAGUACCCGGAGGGCCGGGAUAUCAUUGUCAUUGGCAAUGACAUCACCUACAAAAUCGGCUCCUUUGGGCCCCAGGAGGAUGUGCUGUUCCUCAGGGCCUCCGAGCUGGCCCGGGCUCAGGGCAUUCCCCGGAUUUACGUGGCUGCCAACAGCGGGGCCAGGAUCGGCCUGGCCGAGGAGAUCCGCCACAUGUUCCACGUGGCUUGGGAAGACCCAGACAACCCCUACAAGGGAUACAAAUACCUGUACCUGACUCCUCAAGACUACAAGAAAGUCAGUGCCCUGAACUCUGUUCACUGUGAACACGUGGAGGAAAAUGGAGAGUCCAGGUACAAGAUAACAGAUAUUAUCGGGAAGGAGGACGGGCUUGGAGUAGAGAACCUCAGAGCAUCUGGCAUGAUUGCUGGAGAAUCAUCUUUAGCCUAUGAUAGUGUUAUCACCAUCAGCUUGGUCACGUGUCGGGCAAUUGGGAUUGGGGCUUACAUCGUCCGGCUGGGCCAGAGAACCAUCCAGGUGGAGAACUCCCACAUCAUCCUCACUGGCUGUGGGGCCCUCAACAAGGUGCUUGGACGGGAAGUUUACACCUCCAACAACCAGCUGGGAGGGAUCCAGAUCAUGCACAACAACGGGGUGACACAUGACACCGUCUGUGAUGACUUUGAAGGAGUCUACACCAUUCUGCAGUGGCUUUCCUACAUGCCAAAGAACAUACACAGCCCUGUGCCCAUGCUGAAAGCCAAGGACCCCAUAGACAGAACCAUUGACUUUGUUCCCACCAAGGCCCCCUACGACCCUCGCUGGAUGCUGGCUGGACGCCCCAACCCAAAUCAGAAAGGGCAGUGGCUGAGUGGGUUCUUCGACCACGGCUCGUUCAUGGAGAUCAUGCAGCCCUGGGCACAGACAGUCGUGGUGGGGAGAGCCAGGCUGGGAGGAAUACCUGUAGGGGUGGUUGCUGUGGAAACAAGGACGGUGGAGCUCAGCAUUCCUGCUGAUCCUGCAAACCUGGACUCGGAGGCCAAGAUAAUCCAGCAGGCUGGGCAGGUGUGGUUCCCUGACUCUGCCUUCAAAACAGCCGAGGCAAUCAAGGACUUCAACAGGGAAGGGCUGCCCCUGAUGGUCUUUGCCAACUGGAGAGGCUUCUCUGGGGGAAUGAAAGACAUGUAUGACCAGGUGCUGAAGUUUGGGGCCUACAUCGUGGACGGGCUGCGGGAGUACCGGCAGCCGGUGCUGAUCUACAUCCCGCCGCAGGGCGAGCUGCGCGGCGGCUCCUGGGUGGUCAUCGACCCCACCAUCAACCCCCGGCACAUGGAGAUGUACGCCGACAGGGACAGCAGAGGAGGGAUCCUGGAGCCCGAGGGGACGGUGGAGAUCCGCUUCCGCAGGAAGGACCUGGUGAAGACGAUGCGCAGGGUGGACCCGGUGUACAUCCAGCUGGCCGAGCGCCUGGGCACCCCCGAGCUGAGCCCGGCGGACAGGAAGGAGCUGGAGGCCAAGCUGAAGGAGCGGGAGGAGUUCCUGGCCCCCAUGUACCAGCAGGUGGCCAUUCAGUUCGCUGACCUGCACGACACGCCCGGCAGGAUGCAGGAGAAGGGCGCCAUCACCGACGUGCUGGACUGGAAAACCUCGCGCACCUUCUUCUACUGGCGGCUGCGGCGGCUGCUGCUGGAGGAGGCCGUGAAGGGCAAGAUCCACGAGGCCAACCCCGAGCUGACGGACGGGCAGAUCCAGGCCAUGCUGCGCCGCUGGUUCGUCGAGGUGGAGGGCACGGUCAAGGCCUACCUGUGGGACAGCAACAAGGACCUGGUGGAGUGGCUGGAGAAGCAGCUGACGGAGGAGGAGGGCGUCCGCUCGGUGGUGGAGGAGAACAUCAAGUACAUCUCCAGGGAUUACGUGCUCAAGCAGAUCCGGAGCCUGGUCCAGGCCAACCCCGAGGUUGCCAUGGAUUCCAUCGUGCACAUGACCCAGCACAUCUCCCCCACGCAGCGAGCCGAGGUCGUGCGGAUCCUCUCCACAAUGGACUCGCCUUCGUCCACGUAGGAGCCCGGGCUGCUCUGCCCCGGAGCGGGAUCUGCCCUGGUCUGCUCGGCCACGCCGCCGGGGGAGGCUCAGGGAGCGCUGCUGCAGUGACAUUUUAUCUUUUCAAAUCAGGCUGGCCAGAGGAAGCGUGUCCUUUGGCCAGGGACACGAGGAAAAUGUAUAAAAACACAAAGCGCCUGCGGAACCGAGUCCCCGCUGUCCUCCUGUACCUUAUUUAUUGAACAGAGCGGGGCUGGGUGCUCCAGUACCGCGAGGCCUUGGCAUGGCAGGGACGCCCCUGUCCCUCCAGGGACACCCCUGUCCUUGCAGGGACACCCUGCCCUCCUCUCCUCUCCUCUCCUCCCCAGUGCUGACAAGUGCCAAUGUCCCCCUGUCCCCCCGCAGCCCCUGGCUCUGUCAGUGGGGAUUUGUGUGUCACCCUCUGUCAGCGGUGAUCUGAUUUGUGUGUCCCACGUCUGUCUUGUCUCCUAGGUAGAGGAAAACCAGCCUUUAGCUGCUGUGGCAGGGCUGUCCCCGUGCCCCCAGGAGGCUCCCGGGCUCCCCAGGGCUGGGAAGGUUUUUGGGGCGCAGGAUUUUGGGGGAUUUGCACCCCUGUCGCUUUGUGUUUGUGCCCGAUUCCUUUAGAGCAGGCUGUGAAUUGUGUGGAAGGCCCUUCUGGGAGGAGGCACAAGAGACCAAAGUGCAGCUGCUCAGCAUUUCUGCCCUCCCUGCCCUGGUUUUUCAGGGCUAACGGGGGGGCAGCCCCGCUGUGCAUCCUCGGUGAGUGAGGGAGGAGAAAGGACAGAGCCAAAUCCCCCAGUGGGGCUGCAGAAGGAAAUCUCAGUGUGAGGAUCCAGGAGAGCUUUUCUCCAUCGCCCUGCCCUGCCCCAGAGCUGCUGUGUGUAUCCAGGGAGGGGCCACCUCUUACCUGGGAAUGGGAAAAAUGUCGGGUUUGGAUCUCAUUGCAAUGGUCAGGAAGAACUGGGUGGCAGGUGAGUGCAGGAAGGGGUGGCAGCUGCCCAGGUCCCCCCCGAUCCCCAACUUCUUUCUACUCGUUUUUUAUGUAAGAGAAGCUCGGAGAAGCUGCAGUGCUGGAGGGGAGCACAGCCCACCCCUCACACACAGCUCCUGCUGCCGGGCUGGGCCUGGGCACUCCGGGCUCACCAGUGAUGGUCUUGGAAGAAUUUCAGAUUUUACAGCCCCUCCUCUAGUCCAGCAGGAAGGGCUGUAGGUCAGAAGUAUGGCACAUCAGAAGGGCUGUUUUAUGAGAGAAUUAAUCCAUGAUGCUGCCAGUGCCUCUCGCCCUUCCCUGUUUCCUCCUGAAGUGCAAUGCAGCCCUUCUGCCUGUGCUGCCAGUGACUGGAGGUGCCAGCCCGGGGCCGCUGCUCCCCUGCCUGUGGCCAGCAGAGCUCAGCCACCUGCAGGUUUUGCUUUUUCUUAAUAGUUAAGAACCCUAAUUUGAUUUAAGAGAUUUUUUUUUUUCCACUAGAGCCCCCUGAACAAGCCCCAAAGAUGCUUUUGCUUACGCCAGGGUGGGCUGCAGCAGGACACACAGACAGAGAAUGUUUCAGCCAGGCAGGACCGGGACUUGUGGGGCUCCUCUGCUGUCACCAGGGUCCCUUUUGCAGGACAUCUGCAGGUGCAGUGGGAGCUGUCCCCGUGCCCACUGUGCCACGGCCUCCCCCAAUUUCAGUGUUACAACACCGGCUCAGACCCCACUCAGUCUGGGGGUAAAGCAGCUCCAAAAACACCUGCUGGGUGACAUCGGGGGCUGCAGUGGCCCUGGGGCGUCUGGGCCUGCUGGGGCCCUGUGGCAGCAGCACCUGGAUGUCCCCAGGUGUGGGGGGUCACCGGGAGGGGGACAGCCCUGGGUACGAACGGUUCUCGCUGGUGCUGAAGUAUUUCACUUACCUCAAUUUCUUUUAAUAAAAAGAAUGAAUUCCA
Messenger RNA from Taeniopygia guttata (zebra finch), 10421 nucleotides. Lineage: Eukaryota; Metazoa; Chordata; Aves; Passeriformes; Estrildidae. The record is from RefSeq and is a predicted model, not a curated record.